AUGGAGUGCAUCCUCAGUAAAUUUGCAGAGAACACUGAGUUGGGUGGGAAUGUUGAUCUGCUCGAGGGAAAAGUGCUUCUCAAACCAACAGGAAGCAUAGGGUAUUAUGACACAAGAAGCCCUGCUAGCACAUUGAAGUUUGUGGAUUCAUCUGCAAAACUUACUGAGAAGGUGAAGCUACAAUGUAUAUAUCCAAAAAAAAAGGUGAUAAUCCAGACAUCCUGGAUGAAAAUUACUGUAACUCAUAAAGAAAAUGCAACUGUCUUACAUCCAACCUAUGACAUUCAUAGAAAAGACAAAUACAAUGGAAGAAUUUAUUUUGUAAAUGCUUGCAGUGACGAGUCCUUAUCCUUCAUCAAGAGCAUUUUGAAAGAUGAUGAUCUUUACAUUUGCUUCAUUGUAACUACACCAGAUGGAAUUUUGAAAAAGAGAAUAGGAACUAUUCAGGCAGAUGCUUUUGAAGUGUCUGAGAAACAAAAUAAUACCAUGUUUACCAAAGCAGGAGGAAAUGUUAUUUUUUCUUGCCUUUAUAAAAUUGGAGAUUUGGUGCAGCAAGCAAUGUUGGAAAGGAUUAAAGCAAAUUGAGUAGAUAUUGUCAUUCUGUGCAACUCUUCAGGAAAGCAAAGCUUUGUUUCAGAUUUCAAAGAGCAUACACCGGUGGACUGUUCUCAUCAGGCAAACUCCAGGAUUUUCUUUUGAAACAUUGCAGCCUCUGACUUUGCAAUGUACUGCUGUGUAGCUGCUGGAAGAAACGAAACCUAUGUGAUGAGUUCUACUGUGGCUGCAACUUGGGAUCACAAAUGGUUUAUUACCUAUAUAGCUGGAGGAAUUUCUCCUGCUGUUUUGCUGUUAGUUUACCUAUUGAUCUUCUGCAUCAUUACUGUUUUUUCAAAAAAGUUUUAUGAAUGUGCCAACAGCUCAUCCUACUAUUCUAUUCAGAACCAACUAAGAAAAGGUACAUUUAGAGAUUCUACUCUGUUCCGUGUUAUUAACAAAUUACCCCUUUUGAUUUGA
This is a messenger RNA of Pseudopipra pipra, 1014 nucleotides long. RefSeq names its product CD226 molecule (gene CD226). Gene Ontology annotation, biological process: positive regulation of T cell receptor signaling pathway; positive regulation of type II interferon production; positive regulation of natural killer cell mediated cytotoxicity directed against tumor cell target. NCBI's taxonomy places the organism in Eukaryota, Metazoa, Chordata, Aves, Passeriformes, Pipridae. Gene Ontology annotation, cellular component: external side of plasma membrane. The record is from RefSeq and is a predicted model, not a curated record.